GCCCGCCGCCCGCCCGGCCUGAGCCCCCUUCUUCCUAUUCCUAGACCUCAGCGCCGUCCCCUCGGGCCUCGACAUCAUGGGGGACGGAGGAGAGGGCGAGGAUGAGGUUCAGUUUCUGCGGACGGAUGAUGAGGUGGUCCUACAGUGCAGCGCCACCGUGCUCAAGGAGCAGCUUAAGCUCUGCCUGGCAGCCGAGGGCUUUGGCAACCGCCUCUGCUUCCUGGAGCCUACCAGCAAUGCCCAGAACGUGCCCCCCGAUCUGGCCAUCUGUUGCUUUGUCCUGGAGCAGUCGCUGUCCGUCCGAGCCCUGCAGGAGAUGCUGGCCAACACUGUGGAGGCCGGCGUGGAGUCAUCCCAGGGCGGGGGACACAGGACACUCCUGUAUGGCCAUGCCAUCCUGCUCCGACAUGCACACAGCAGCAUGUAUCUGAGCUGCCUCACUACUUCCCGCUCCAUGACCGACAAGCUGGCCUUCGACGUGGGACUGCAGGAGGAUGCAACAGGAGAAGCCUGUUGGUGGACGAUGCACCCAGCCUCCAAGCAGAGGUCCGAAGGAGAAAAGGUUCGAGUUGGGGAUGACCUCAUCCUCGUUAGUGUCUCCUCUGAGCGCUACCUGCACUUGUCAACAGCCAGUGGGGAGCUCCAAGUUGAUGCCUCCUUCAUGCAAACAUUGUGGAACAUGAACCCCAUCUCCUCUGGCUGUGAAGAGGGCUGUGUGACCGGGGGCCAUGUCCUCCGCCUCUUUCAUGGACACAUGGAUGAGUGUCUGACCAUUUCCCCUGCUGACAGUGAUGACCAGCGCAGGCUUGUCCACUAUGAGGGGGGAGCUGUGUGUACCCACGCCCGCUCCCUCUGGAGAUUGGAGCCUCUGAGAAUCAGCUGGAGUGGGAGCCACCUUCGCUGGGGCCAGCCGCUUCGCAUCCGCCAUGUCACCACGGGGCGGUACUUGGCACUCACUGAGGACCAGGGUCUGGUGGUGGUUGAUGCCAGCAAGGCCCACACCAAGGCCACCUCCUUCUGCUUCCGCAUCUCCAAGGAGAAGCUGGAUGUGGCCCCCAAGCGGGACGUGGAAGGCAUGGGUCCCCCUGAGAUCAAGUAUGGGGAGUCGCUGUGUUUUGUGCAGCAUGUGGCCUCAGGCCUGUGGCUCACCUAUGCUGCUCCGGACCCCAAGGCUCUGCGGCUCGGAGUGCUCAAGAAGAAGGCCAUGCUGCACCAGGAAGGCCACAUGGAUGACGCUCUGUCACUGACCCGCUGCCAGCAGGAGGAGUCCCAGGCUGCCCGCAUGAUCUACAGCACUGCUGGCCUGUACAACCAGUUCAUCAAGGGCCUGGACAGCUUCAGCGGGAAGCCGCGGGGCUCGGGGCCGCCGGCUGGCACCGCGCUGCCCAUCGAGGGCGUCGUCCUGAGCCUGCAGGACCUCAUCGGCUACUUCGAGCCGCCCUCCGAGGAGCUGCAGCACGAGGAGAAGCAAAGCAAGCUGCGCAGCCUGCGCAACCGGCAGAGCCUCUUCCAAGAGGAGGGGAUGCUCUCCCUGGUCCUGAAUUGCAUUGACCGCCUAAAUGUCUACACCACCGCUGCUCACUUCGCAGAAUUUGCCGGGGAGGAGGCAGCCGAGUCCUGGAAAGAGAUUGUGAACCUGCUCUACGAACUCCUGGCCUCUCUGAUCCGUGGCAAUCGUACCAAUUGUGCCCUCUUCUCCAACAAUUUGGAUUGGUUGGUCAGCAAGCUGGAUAGGCUGGAAGCCUCAUCUGGAAUCCUAGAGGUGCUGUACUGUGUCCUGAUUGAGAGUCCUGAAGUCUUAAAUAUCAUCCAAGAGAACCACAUCAAGUCCAUCAUCUCCCUUCUGGACAAGCAUGGGAGGAACCACAAGGUGCUGGACGUGCUGUGUUCCCUGUGUGUGUGUAAUGGCGUGGCUGUGCGCUCCAAUCAAGAUCUCAUUACCGAGAACUUGCUCCCUGGCCGUGAGCUUCUGCUGCAGACAAACCUCAUCAACUAUGUCACCAGCAUCCGCCCCAACAUCUUUGUGGGCCGAGCAGAGGGCUCUACACAGUACGGAAAAUGGUACUUUGAGGUGAUGGUGGACGAAGUGACUCCAUUCCUGACAGCUCAGGCCACCCACCUGCGGGUGGGCUGGGCCCUCACUGAGGGCUACAGCCCUUACCCUGGGGGUGGCGAGGGCUGGGGCGGCAACGGGGUUGGCGAUGACCUCUAUUCCUACGGCUUCGAUGGGCUGCAUCUCUGGACAGGACACGUGGCACGCCCAGUGACUUCCCCAGGUCAGCACCUCCUGGCCCCAGAGGAUGUGGUCAGCUGCUGCCUGGACCUCAGUGUUCCAUCCAUCUCCUUCCGCAUCAAUGGCUGUCCCGUACAGGGCGUCUUCGAGGCCUUCAACCUUGAUGGGCUCUUCUUCCCUGUCGUCAGCUUCUCAGCUGGUGUAAAGGUACGGUUCCUUCUUGGUGGCCGACAUGGUGAAUUCAAGUUCCUCCCCCCACCUGGCUAUGCCCCAUGCCAUGAGGCUGUGCUGCCGAGAGAGCGACUCCAUCUGGAACCCAUCAAGGAGUAUCGGCGGGAAGGACCCCGGGGGCCCCACUUGGUGGGCCCAAGCCGCUGCCUUUCACACACCGACUUUGUGCCCUGCCCCGUGGACACUGUCCAGAUUGUCCUGCCUCCCCAUCUGGAGCGGAUUCGGGAGAAGCUGGCAGAGAAUAUCCAUGAACUCUGGGCUCUGACUCGCAUUGAGCAGGGCUGGACCUAUGGCCCGGUUCGGGAUGACAAUAAGAGGCUGCACCCAUGUCUUGUGAACUUCCACAGCCUACCAGAGCCUGAGAGGAAUUACAACCUGCAGAUGUCGGGGGAGACACUCAAGACUCUGCUGGCUCUGGGCUGCCACGUGGGCAUGGCAGACGAGAAGGCGGAGGACAACCUGAAGAAGACAAAACUCCCGAAGACGUAUAUGAUGAGCAAUGGGUACAAACCAGCGCCGCUGGACCUGAGCCACGUGCGGCUAACGCCAGCACAGACGACACUGGUGGACCGGCUGGCAGAGAAUGGGCACAAUGUGUGGGCCCGCGACCGUGUGGCCCAGGGCUGGAGCUACAGUGCUGUGCAGGACAUCCCUGCACGCCGAAACCCUCGCCUGGUGCCCUACCGCCUGUUGGAUGAGGCCACCAAGCGCAGCAACAGGGACAGCCUCUGCCAAGCUGUGCGCACCCUGCUGGGUUAUGGCUACAACAUUGAGCCGCCUGACCAGGAGCCCAGUCUGGUAGAGAGCCAGUCCCGUUGGGAUCGAGUGCGCAUCUUCCGGGCAGAGAAAUCCUAUGCGGUGCAGAGUGGUCGCUGGUACUUCGAGUUUGAGGCAGUCACCACAGGCGAGAUGCGAGUGGGCUGGGCGAGGCCCGAGCUGCGGCCUGACGUGGAGUUGGGAGCUGAUGAGCUGGCCUAUGUCUUCAACGGGCAUCGCGGCCAGCGCUGGCACUUGGGCAGUGAACCAUUUGGGCGUCACUGGCAGUCAGGUGAUGUUGUGGGCUGCAUGAUUGACCUCACAGAGAACACCAUUAUCUUCACCCUCAAUGGCGAGAUCCUCAUGUCCGAUUCAGGUUCCGAAACAGCCUUCCGCGAUAUUGAGAUUGGCGAUGGUUUCCUGCCGGUCUGUAGCUUGGGACCCGGCCAGGUGGGUCAUCUGAACCUGGGCCAGGAUGUGAGCUCCCUGCGGUUCUUUGCCAUCUGCGGUCUUCAGGAAGGCUUUGAGCCAUUUGCCAUCAACAUGCAACGCCCGGUCACCACCUGGUUCAGCAAAAGCCUUCCCCAGUUUGAGGCCGUGCCACUUGAGCACCCCCACUAUGAGGUGGCCCGUGUGGAUGGCACUGUGGAUACACCCCCCUGCCUGCGCCUGACCCACCGAACCUGGGGCUCCCAGAACAGUCUGGUGGAGAUGCUCUUUCUUCGCCUGAGCCUUCCAGUCCAGUUCCAUCAGCACUUCCGCUGCACUGCGGGGGCCACCCCUCUGGCAUCCCCUGGCCUGCAGCCCCCUGCUGAGGAUGAAGCCUGGGCAGCAGAGCCUGACACAGACUAUGAAAACCUGCGCCGCUCAGCUGGGCGCUGGGGUGAAGCUGAGGGGGGUAAAGAGGGAACUGCCAAGGAGGGGACACCUGGGGGCACCCUCCAGGCUGGGGCAGAGGCCCAGCCUGCCAGGGCGGAAAAUGAGAAAGAUGCUACCACAGAGAAGAACAAGAAGAGGGGGUUCUUAUUCAAGGCCAAAAAGGCUGCCAUGAUGACCCAGCCACCAGCCACUCCGGCUCUGCCCCGACUCCCUCGAGAGGUGGUACCUGCUGACAACCGUGAUGACCCUGAGAUCAUCCUCAACACCACCACGUACUAUUACUCCGUGAGGGUCUUUGCUGGCCAGGAACCCAGCUGCGUGUGGGUGGGCUGGGUCACCCCUGACUACCAUCAGCACGACAUGAACUUCGACCUCACCAAGGUCCGGGCAGUGACAGUGACCAUGGGGGAUGAACAAGGCAACGUCCAUAGCAGCCUCAAGUGCAGCAACUGCUACAUGGUGUGGGGCGGAGACUUUGUGAGCUCCGGGCAGCAGGGCCGGAUCAGCCACACAGACCUUGUCAUUGGCUGCCUGGUGGACUUGGCCACUGGCCUGAUGACCUUUACAGCCAAUGGCAAAGAGAGCAACACCUUUUUCCAGGUGGAACCCAACACGAAGCUCUUUCCUGCUGUCUUUGUCCUGCCCACCCACCAGAAUGUCAUCCAAUUUGAGCUGGGGAAGCAGAAGAACAUCAUGCCGCUGUCUGCCGCCAUGUUUCUGAGUGAGCGCAAGAACCCGGCCCCGCAGUGCCCACCGCGGCUCGAGGUGCAGAUGCUGAUGCCCAUCUCGUGGAGCCGCAUGCCCAACCACUUCCUGCAGGUGGACACGCGGCGUGCUGGAGAGCGACUGGGCUGGGCCGUGGAGUGCCAGGAGCCACUGAUCAUGAUGGCGCUGCACAUCCCUGAGGAGAACCGGUGCAUGGACAUCCUGGAGCUGUCGGAGCGCCUGAACCUGCAGCGCUUCCACUCCCACACACUCCGCCUCUACCGCGCAGUGUGCGCCCUGGGCAACAACCGCGUGGCGCAUGCUCUGUGCAGCCACGUGGACCAGGCGCAGCUGCUGCACGCCCUGGAAGACGCGCACCUGCCUGGCCCUCUGCGCGCUGGCUACUACGACCUCCUCAUCAGCAUCCACCUGGAGAGUGCCUGCCGCAGCCGCCGCUCCAUGCUCUCCGAGUACAUCGUGCCCCUCACGCCUGAGACCCGAACAAUCACCCUCUUCCCACCUGGAAAAAGCACGGAUAAUGGUCCCCGCCGCCACGGCUUUCCUGGCGGGGGCAUCACCACCUCCCUGCGACCUCCACACCAUUUCUCACCGCCUUGUUUCGUGGCUGCCUGACGGCUACUGGGAUGGCGGAAAGUUCCAGCCCGCCUCAGCCCCAGCAUCCCGCUGGAGGCCCUGCGGGACAAAGCACUGAGAAUGCUGGGGGAGGCAGUGCGCGAUGGUGGGCAGCACGCACGCGACCCUGUCGGGGGCUCUGUGGAGUUCCAGUUUGUCCCUGUGCUCAAGCUUGUGUCCACCCUGCUGGUGAUGGGCGUCUUUGGCGAUGAGGAUGUGAAACAGAUAUUGAAGAUGAUUGAGCCUGAAGUAUUCACUGAGGAACAAGAGGAAGAGGAGGAAGAGGAGGAGGAAGAAGAAGAUGAAGAGGAGAAGGAGGAGGACGAGGAGGAAGAGUCACAGGAGAAGGAAGAUGAGGAGAAAGAGGAAGAGGAGACAGCAGAAGAGGAAAAAGAAGGCUUGGAGGAGGGGCUUCUUCAGAUGAAGUUGCCAGAGUCUGUGAAAUUACAGCUGGAGGGGAAGGAGGAGGAGCCAGAGGAAGAGGUCACCCUGGGCAGCCGCCUGAUGAGCCUGUUGGAGAAAGUGCGGCUGGUGAAGAAGAAGGAGGAGAAACCUGAGGAGGAGCUGCCUGCUGAGGAGAGCAAACCCCGUGAGAACUGGGCCAUUAGGGAGAGGGCUGAGGUGGGGCAGGCAGCCCUGUGCUUGGGGAACCUCUGGGUUCAAGACAGCUAUGAGGAGAACAUCAUGAACAACAAAGUUUUCUACCAGCACCCAAAUCUGAUGAGGGCACUGGGCAUGCAUGAAACAGUCAUGGAGGUCAUGGUGAAUGUCCUUGGGGGUGGCGAAUCCAAGGAGAUCCGCUUCCCCAAGAUGGUGACAAGUUGCUGCCGCUUCCUCUGUUACUUCUGCCGCAUUAGCAGGCAGAACCAGCGCUCCAUGUUUGACCACCUGAGCUACCUGCUGGAGAACAGUGGCAUUGGCCUGGGCAUGCAGGGCUCCACACCCCUGGACGUGGCAGCUGCCUCUGUCAUUGACAACAAUGAGCUGGCCUUGGCGUUGCAGGAGCAGGACUUGGAGAAGGUGGUGUCCUACCUGGCUGGCUGUGGCCUCCAGAGUUGCCCCAUGCUCCUGGCCAAAGGGUACCCAGACAUCGGCUGGAACCCCUGCGGCGGUGAGCGCUACCUGGAUUUUCUGCGUUUUGCUGUCUUCGUCAACGGUGAGAGUGUGGAGGAGAACGCUAAUGUGGUGGUGCGGCUACUCAUCCGCAAGCCCGAGUGCUUUGGGCCGGCCCUUCGGGGCGAGGGUGGCUCGGGACUGCUGGCUGCCAUCGAAGAGGCCAUCCGCAUCUCUGAGGACCCUGCGAGGGACGGCCCCGGUGUCCGCAGGGACCGGAGGCGUGAGCACUUUGGGGAGGAGCCCCCUGAGGAAAACCGGGUGCACCUGGGACACGCCAUCAUGUCCUUCUACGCUGCCUUGAUUGAUCUUCUUGGACGCUGUGCACCAGAGAUGCAUCUGAUCCAAGCCGGCAAGGGGGAGGCCCUGCGGAUCCGUGCCAUCCUGCGCUCCCUUGUGCCCCUGGAUGACCUCGUGGGCAUCAUCAGCCUCCCACUGCAGAUCCCCACCCUGGGCAAAGAUGGGGCCCUGGUACAGCCGAAGAUGUCCGCAUCCUUUGUGCCAGACCACAAGGCAUCCAUGGUGCUCUUCCUGGACCGUGUGUAUGGCAUUGAGAACCAGGACUUCUUGCUGCAUGUGCUGGACGUGGGAUUCUUGCCCGACAUGAGGGCAGCUGCCUCACUGGACACGGCCACGUUCAGCACUACUGAGAUGGCGCUGGCGCUGAACAGAUACCUGUGCCUGGCGGUGCUGCCGCUCAUCACCAAGUGUGCGCCGCUCUUUGCGGGAACCGAGCACCGCGCCAUCAUGGUGGACUCCAUGCUGCACACCGUGUACCGCCUGUCCCGGGGCCGCUCCCUCACCAAAGCGCAGCGUGACGUCAUCGAGGACUGCCUCAUGGCGCUCUGCAAGUACAUCCGCCCGUCCAUGCUGCAGCACCUGCUGCGGCGCCUGGUGUUCGACGUGCCCAUCCUUAAUGAGUUCGCGAAGAUGCCGCUCAAGCUUCUUACCAACCACUAUGAGCGCUGUUGGAAGUACUACUGCCUGCCCACAGGCUGGGCCAACUUCGGCAUCACUUCGGAGGAAGAGCUGCACCUCACAAGGAAACUCUUCUGGGGCAUCUUUGAUUCGCUGGCACACAAGAAGUAUGACCCAGAGCUGUACCGCAUAGCUAUGCCUUGUCUGUGCGCCAUCGCAGGGGCCCUGCCCCCUGACUACGUGGAUGCCUCAUACUCGUCCAAGGCUGAGAAAAAGGCUACAGUGGAUGCUGAAGGCAACUUUGAUCCUCGGCCUGUGGAGACCCUCAAUGUGAUCAUCCCAGAGAAGCUGGACUCCUUCAUUAACAAGUUCGCAGAGUACACACAUGAGAAGUGGGCCUUCGACAAGAUCCAGAAUAACUGGUCGUAUGGGGAGAACGUAGAUGAGGAGCUGAAGACCCACCCCAUGCUGAGGCCAUAUAAGACCUUUUCAGAGAAGGACAAAGAGAUUUAUCGAUGGCCUAUCAAGGAGUCCUUGAAAGCCAUGAUUGCCUGGGAAUGGACCAUAGAGAAAGCCAGGGAGGGUGAGGAGGAGAAGACGGAGAAGAAGAAAACAAGGAAGAUCUCCCAAAGUGCCCAGACCUAUGAUCCGAGAGAAGGCUACAACCCCCAACCACCCGACCUCAGCGGAGUUACCCUGUCCCGGGAGCUGCAGGCUAUGGCAGAACAGCUGGCGGAAAAUUACCACAACACAUGGGGGCGGAAGAAGAAGCAGGAGCUGGAAGCCAAGGGUGGUGGGACCCACCCUCUGCUGGUCCCCUACGACACUCUCACUGCCAAGGAGAAGGCACGAGAUAGAGAGAAGGCCCAGGAGCUGCUGAAGUUCCUGCAGAUGAAUGGCUAUGCAGUCACCAGAGGCCUUAAAGACAUGGAGCUGGAUACAUCUUCCAUUGAGAAACGGUUCGCCUUUGGCUUCCUGCAGCAGUUGCUACGCUGGAUGGACAUUUCCCAGGAGUUUAUCGCCCACCUGGAGGCUGUGGUCAGCAGUGGACGAGUAGAAAAGUCCCCACACGAACAGGAGAUUAAGUUCUUUGCCAAGAUCCUGCUCCCUUUGAUCAACCAAUAUUUCACCAACCACUGCCUGUAUUUCUUGUCCACUCCGGCCAAAGUGCUGGGCAGUGGUGGCCAUGCCUCCAAUAAGGAGAAGGAAAUGAUCACCAGCCUCUUCUGCAAGCUUGCUGCUCUUGUUCGUCACCGCGUCUCUCUCUUUGGGACGGAUGCCCCAGCUGUUGUCAACUGUCUUCACAUCCUGGCACGCUCCCUGGAUGCCAGGACGGUGAUGAAGUCAGGCCCUGAGAUCGUGAAGGCUGGCCUCCGUUCCUUCUUUGAGAGUGCCUCGGAGGACAUCGAGAAGAUGGUCGAGAACCUGAGGCUGGGCAAGGUGUCACAGGCGCGCACACAGGUGAAGGGUGUGGGCCAGAACCUCACCUACACCACCGUGGCCCUGCUGCCUGUCCUCACCACCCUCUUCCAGCACAUCGCCCAGCACCAGUUUGGAGAUGAUGUCAUCCUGGAUGACGUCCAGGUCUCAUGCUACCGAACACUGUGCAGCAUCUACUCUCUGGGAACAACCAGAAACUCUUAUGUGGAAAAGCUACGGCCAGCCCUCGGGGAGUGCCUGGCCCGCCUGGCAGCGGCCAUGCCUGUGGCGUUUCUGGAACCUCAGCUGAACGAGUAUAAUGCCUACUCAGUGUACACCACCAAGUCUCCCCGGGAGCGGGCCAUCUUGGGGCUCCCCAACAGCGUGGAGGAGAUGUGUCCUGACAUCCCAGUGCUGGAGCGGCUCAUGGCAGACAUCGGGGGGCUGGCCGAGUCGGGGGCCCGCUACACAGAGAUGCCACAUGUCAUCGAGAUCACCCUUCCCAUGCUGUGCAGCUACCUGCCCCGCUGGUGGGAGCGCGGGCCUGAGGUGCCCCCACCCACCCUGCCCGCUGGGGUCCUCCCACCCUGCACAGCUGUCACCUCUGACCACCUCAACUCCCUGUUGGGGAAUAUCCUUCGAAUCAUCGUCAAUAACCUGGGCAUUGACGAGGCCUCGUGGAUGAAACGGCUUGCUGUGUUUGCCCAGCCCAUUGUGAGCCGGGCCCGGCCGGAGCUCCUGCACUCACACUUUAUCCCAACCAUUGGGCGGCUGCGCAAGCGGGCGGGGAAGGUGGUGGCCGAGGAGGAGCAGCUGCGCCUGGAGGCCAAGGCAGAAGCCGAGGAGGGUGAGCUCCUUGUGCGGGACGAGUUCUCUGUGCUCUGCCGGGACCUGUAUGCCCUCUAUCCACUGCUCAUCCGCUACGUGGACAACAACAGGGCGCACUGGCUGACGGAGCCCAAUCCCAACGCUGAAGAGCUGUUCAGGAUGGUGGGCGAGAUCUUUAUCUACUGGUGCAAGUCCCACAACUUCAAGCGUGAGGAGCAGAAUUUCGUGGUCCAGAAUGAGAUCAACAACAUGUCGUUUCUGACUGCCGACAACAAGAGCAAAAUGGCCAAGGCAGGAGACGUACAGUCAGGUGGCUCAGACCAGGAACGCACCAAGAAGAAGCGCAGGGGGGACCGGUACUCUGUGCAGACAUCGCUGAUUGUGGCCACACUCAAGAAGAUGCUGCCUAUCGGCCUGAACAUGUGUGCACCCACUGACCAGGACCUCAUUGCGCUGGCCAAGACCCGCUAUGCUUUGAAAGACACGGAUGAGGAGGUCCGGGAAUUUCUGCAUAACAAUCUUCACCUUCAAGGAAAGGUGGAGGGCUCCCCUUCUCUGCGAUGGCAGAUGGCCCUGUACCGGGGCCUCCCAGGCCGCGAGGAGGACGCGGACGACCCUGAAAAGAUCGUGCGCAGAGUCCAGGAAGUGUCUGCGGUGCUCUACCACCUGGAGCAGGUCGAGCACCCUUUCAAGUCCAAGAAGGCUGUGUGGCACAAGCUCUUGUCCAAGCAGCGCCGGAGGGCGGUUGUUGCCUGUUUCCGCAUGACCCCCCUGUACAACCUGCCCACGCACCGGGCAAGUAAUAUGUUCCUGGAGAGGUACAAGGCCACAUGGAUCCUGACUGAAGACCACAGUUUUGAGGACCGCAUGAUAGAUGACCUUUCAAAAGCUGGGGAGCAGGAGGAGGAAGAGGAAGAAGUGGAGGAGAAGAAGCCAGACCCCCUGCACCAACUGGUCCUGCACUUUAGCCGCACUGCCUUGACUGAAAAGAGCAAACUGGAUGAGGAUUACCUGUACAUGGCGUAUGCUGAUAUCAUGGCAAAGAGCUGUCACCUGGAGGAGGGAGGGGAGAACGGCGAAGGUGAAGAAGAGGUUGAGGUUUCAUUUGAGGAGAAAGAGAUGGAGAAGCAGAGGCUCCUGUACCAGCAGGCACGGCUGCACAACCGAGGGGCGGCGGAGAUGGUGCUGCAGAUGAUCAGUGCCUGCAAAGGAGAGACGGGAGCCAUGGUGUCCUCCACCCUGAAGCUGGGCAUCUCCAUCCUAAAUGGGGGCAAUGCUGAUGUGCAGCAGAAAAUGCUGGAUUAUCUGAAGGACAAGAAGGAAGUUGGCUUCUUCCAGAGUAUCCAGGCGCUGAUGCAGACAUGCAGCGUCCUGGAUCUCAAUGCCUUCGAGAGACAGAACAAGGCAGAAGGGCUGGGCAUGGUGAAUGAGGACGGAACUGGAGAGAAGGUCAUGGCAGAUGAUGAAUUCACCCAAGACCUAUUUCGAUUCCUGCAAUUGCUCUGUGAGGGGCAUAAUAAUGAUUUCCAAAACUACCUACGGACGCAGACAGGGAACACGACCACUAUUAACAUCAUCAUCUGCACGGUGGACUACCUCCUGCGGCUGCAGGAGUCCAUCAGCGAUUUCUACUGGUACUACUCUGGCAAGGAUGUCAUUGAGGAGCAGGGCAAGAGGAACUUUUCCAAGGCCAUGUCGGUGGCUAAACAGGUGUUCAACAGCCUCACUGAGUACAUCCAGGGCCCCUGCACCGGGAACCAGCAGAGCCUGGCGCACAGCCGCCUCUGGGACGCCGUGGUGGGAUUCCUGCACGUGUUUGCCCACAUGAUGAUGAAGCUAGCUCAGGACUCGAGCCAAAUCGAGCUGCUGAAGGAGCUGCUGGACCUGCAGAAGGACAUGGUGGUGAUGCUGCUGUCACUGCUGGAAGGGAACGUGGUGAAUGGCAUGAUUGCCCGGCAGAUGGUGGACAUGCUGGUGGAAUCCUCAUCCAACGUGGAGAUGAUCCUCAAGUUCUUUGACAUGUUCUUGAAACUCAAGGACAUCGUGGGCUCAGAAGCCUUCCAGGACUAUGUCACUGAUCCUCGUGGCCUCAUUUCCAAGAAGGACUUCCAGAAGGCCAUGGACAGCCAGAAGCAGUUCAGCAGUCCGGAAAUCCAGUUCCUGCUGUCGUGCUCUGAAGCGGAUGAAAACGAGAUGAUCAACUGUGAGGAGUUCGCCAACCGCUUCCAGGAGCCAGCCCGCGAAAUCGGCUUCAACGUGGCGGUGCUGCUGAUCGACCUGUCAGAGCAUGUGCCGCACGACCCGCGCCUGCGCAACUUCCUGGAGCUGGCCGACAGCAUCCUGGAGUACUUCCGGCCCUACCUGGGCCGCAUCGAGAUCAUGGGCGCCUCUCGCCGCAUUGAGCGCAUCUAUUUCGAGAUCUCAGAGACCAACCGCACCCAGUGGGAGAUGCCCCAGGUGGAUGGAGAAGAAGAGGAGCUGCCUCCAGAACCAGAGCCAGAACCUGAGCCGGAGCCCGAGAAAGCUGAUGCUGAGAACGGGGAGAAGGAAGAAGUCCCCGAGCCUCCACCAGACCCCCCCAAGAAGACAGCACCUCCUCCACCCCAUUCAAAGAAGGAGGACACCAAAGGUGGGGGCCUGGAAUUCUGGGGAGAACUGGAAGUGCAGAGGGUGAAGUUCUUGAACUACCUCUCCCGGAACUUUUACACCCUGCGAUUCCUUGCCCUCUUCUUGGCAUUUGCCAUCAACUUCAUCUUGCUGUUUUAUAAGGUCUCAGACUCCCCGCCAGGGGAGGAUGACUUGGAAGGCUCAGCAGCUGGGGACCUGGCAGGCACAGGGUCUGGUGGUGGCUCUGGCUGGGGCUCAGGAGUCGGUGAAGAAGCAGAGGGCGACGAGGAUGAGAAUAUGGUGUAUUACUUCCUGGAGGAGAGCACGGGCUACAUGGAGCCUGCCCUGCGUUGCCUGAGCCUGCUGCACACACUGGUGGCCUUUCUCUGCAUCAUUGGCUACAACUGCCUCAAGGUGCCCCUGGUAAUCUUUAAGCGGGAGAAGGAGCUGGCCCGGAAGCUGGAAUUUGACGGCCUCUACAUCACUGAGCAGCCUGAGGACGACGAUGUGAAGGGGCAGUGGGACCGACUGGUGCUUAACACGCCGUCUUUCCCCAGCAACUACUGGGACAAGUUUGUCAAGAGGAAGGUCCUGGACAAGCACGGGGACAUCUAUGGGCGGGAGCGAAUCGCCGAACUGCUGGGCAUGGAUCUGGCCUCGCUGGAGAUCUCAGUCCACCAUGAGCGCAAGCCUGAACCACCACCGGGGCUGCUUACCUGGCUCAUGUCCAUUGACAUCAAGUACCAGAUCUGGAAGUUUGGGGUCAUCUUUACAGACAAUUCUUUCCUGUACCUGGGCUGGUACAUGGUGAUGUCCCUCCUGGGACACUACAACAACUUCUUCUUUGCUGCCCACCUCCUGGAUAUGGCCAUGGGAGUCAGCACUGCGCACAUCCUCUCCUGCGUCACCCACAAUGGGAAACAGCUGGUGAUGACGGUCGGCCUGCUGGCAGUGGUGGUUUACCUGUACACUGUGGUGGCCUUCAACUUCUUCCGCAAGUUCUACAACAAGAGCGAGGAUGAGGACGAGCCCGACAUGAAGUGUGAUGACAUGAUGACAUGUUACUUGUUUCACAUGUAUGUGGGUGUCCGAGCUGGUGGGGGCAUUGGGGAUGAGAUUGAGGACCCAGCCGGUGAUGAAUACGAGCUGUAUCGAGUGGUCUUCGACAUCACCUUCUUCUUCUUUGUCAUCGUCAUCCUGCUGGCCAUCAUCCAGGGUCUGAUCAUUGAUGCUUUUGGUGAGCUCCGAGACCAGCAAGAACAAGUGAAGGAAGAUAUGGAGACCAAGUGCUUCAUCUGUGGCAUUGGCAGUGAUUACUUUGAUACCACACCCCAUGGGUUUGAGACUCACACGCUAGAGGAGCACAACCUGGCCAAUUACAUGUUUUUCCUGAUGUACCUGAUAAACAAGGAUGAGACAGAACACACAGGUCAGGAGUCCUACGUGUGGAAGAUGUACCAAGAGAGAUGCUGGGAUUUCUUCCCAGCUGGCGAUUGUUUCCGCAAGCAGUAUGAGGACCAGCUUAACUGAGUCACCCCCAGCUGGCCCUUCACCCCCGCCUCAAGUGCCUUACUCUCACAGCAAGCCCCUUAGCCCACAGGCUCCUCCCCACAAGGCCCCUGGGGGGAGGGUAACCAUGUACUGGAGAAAUAAAAUCUCUGCUACACCCCUGA
Messenger RNA from Myotis lucifugus (little brown bat), 13995 nucleotides. RefSeq names its product ryanodine receptor 1 (gene RYR1). The record is from RefSeq and is a predicted model, not a curated record. Gene Ontology annotation, molecular function: ryanodine-sensitive calcium-release channel activity; protein binding. Gene Ontology annotation, biological process: calcium ion transmembrane transport; intracellular calcium ion homeostasis. Gene Ontology annotation, cellular component: smooth endoplasmic reticulum; Z disc; sarcoplasmic reticulum membrane. Lineage: Eukaryota; Metazoa; Chordata; Mammalia; Chiroptera; Vespertilionidae.